Messenger RNA from Sipha flava (yellow sugarcane aphid), 971 nucleotides. RefSeq names its product clavesin-1-like. Bases 66 to 893 code for a protein of 275 amino acids. The transcript is spliced from 7 exons. NCBI's taxonomy places the organism in Eukaryota, Metazoa, Arthropoda, Insecta, Hemiptera, Aphididae. Gene Ontology annotation, molecular function: phosphatidylinositol bisphosphate binding. The record is from RefSeq and is a predicted model, not a curated record. Gene Ontology annotation, cellular component: membrane.
UUUAAUAACAAACGAUUUUACUAAGACUUGUACAAAGUAUAUAUAUUAAUUCAAAUCAAAUCAAAAUGUCAAAAAAUCAAAUUAGUUCAUCUGAGUGGAAAUUUGAUGAACAAAGAGACAUAAAUGAACCGUUAGAUCCACAAUUAGCUAUUGAAGAAUUACGUACAUUGGUUAAAGGUGAUAAAUCUUUAAAAUCAAGAAUUGAUGAUGCGUUCAUGCUUAAAUUUUUGAGAGCUAGAAAGUACAAUAUUGAUAAAGCAUUUAAAUUGGUUCAAAAUUAUUAUGGGGCAAAAGACAAGAGUUCAUUAUUCACUUUAAAUGGACCAUCGAAGUACAAAGUAUUUUUAGAAACUGGAACACUUUUUAUGUUACCCAACAGAGAUCACCAUGGACGAGAAAUAUAUGUUUUUAGAAUAGAAAACAUUACACCUGAAAUCAGAAUUGAAGAUAUUUUUAAAAUUAACUUGAUGAUCCUUGAAGUUAUAUCAGAAGACCCGGAGACUCAGCUGGCUGGUAUAGUUGUAGUUGCAGACUUCACUGGAUUUGAGUGGCUGAAACAUUAUCAAUAUUUAUCACCUUAUUACGCUAAAAAAUCUGCAGAAGUUGUACAGGAAAAUUUUCCAUUAAGAUUUCAAGGAUUUCAUUUUAUCAAUGAACCUUUAUACUUAUACACGGUGUAUUCAAUAAUUAAACCAUUUUUAAAAGAAAAAUUAAAAUGUCGGGUGCAUUUUCAUGGAAAUAAUUUUAACUCGUUGCAUAAAUACUUAAGUCCCAGUAUUUUACCUAAGUAUUUCAAAGGAACUCUGGAAUUCGAACCAGUUACUUGGGUUCGACAAUUCUUGAACAAAGAGCAUUAUUUCGAAGAAAUGAAACAAUAUGGGUACAACAAAUAAUAUAUUUACAUCCUGUCAACUGAAUGAUCUACAAUACUCUCAAUACAGUUUUCAGAAUUCAAAGGAAAUUUAUUUUCA